GUAAUAAUGGGCUUAUUGGAUAAUAUAUCGGAUGAAUAUCGUGAACGUGUUAUGCAAUUUUAUAAUGAAACGAAACGCUUCGAGGCACACAUUGGUAUUAUUAUACCAGCCAUAUUUGCAUGUGUUAUCGCAAUUGGUUUGGUUGGAAAUUUAUUGGUGGUUAUCGUUGCACUGCAUCGACAAAUGCGUAACUCCACGAAUACUUUAAUACUUGAUUCAAUAGAACCUACAGAAAAUAGUAAAGAAAAGUUGCAAAAAAGAGCGCGGCAAAGGAGAAAAGAGGCAAUAAAUAAAUGUGUUUCAGGACUUGCAUGUUCAGACUUAAUGUUUCUCACGUUAUGUGUGCCUUUCACAGCAAUCGAUUACGCAUUACCUGUAUGGAUAUUUCCACGAUGGAUGUGUAGUAUGAUUAAUUAUUUACAGCAUUCGGCUGCAUAUUUCUCGGUUUGGACAUUGACGUUGAUGGCUGCUGAUCGUUUUUUGGCUGUAUGUUAUCCGGUCGAAAGUAUGACACUACGAAAUACAAGCAAUACAACUGUCACAUUAGCAAUCGUAUAUACAGCAAUCGUACUCUCGCAAAUACCAGUUGCAAGUAUUCAUGACAUAUACGUUUACGAUUUUAUUAUUGAAACACGCUCAACAUGUGCAAUUGUUCGUAUUGCUACCGGUGAAGCAAGCAUCACAGAGGCACGUCGCUGUCAUAUUCACUUCUCAAUACAACUUUCAAUGAACACCUUUCUCAAAGCCCGAUUGUAUUUCUUCUCUUUCAACGUCUUUGGCUACUUAUUGCCACUGGGCAUUACUUGUGUUUUUUACUAUUUCAUGUUAAGACGACUUUGGUACACACCAAGACCGGGUAGAGGAGCAGAGGGUAUGAGGGCUUCAAUUCGAUCGAGACCGGAAACAGUGAGAGCCAAAAAGAAGAUCACACGAUUGGUACUUUGUGUGGUUGUGAUUUGGGCAUUUUGUUGGCUACCGCUUAACAUUUGCUUCAUGUUUUCAGGUGUUGUAUAUCCAGAAACGCUCGUAAUGAAAGGUGGUAAAUUAAUGGUUAUUAUACAAAUUUUGAGUCAGGUAUUGGCAUAUACGAAUUCGUGUUUGAAUCCAAUCCUAUAUGCGUUCUUAUCGGAUAACUUCCGCAAAGGUUUCACUCGUAUUUUUACGGUAGCGAUCAAUAUUUGUACAAUGGGUCGUUGUUGUAAAGAGAAUCGAGAAUGUGGACGUGUUGAAUUGAUUCACUGCAAGAAUGGAUUGCAUUCAUUAACGAGGAUGAUGCCGAGCACUAACGCUUGUGCUUCCUCCUCAUCACAUGCACUUCAUUUCCGCAUCACUAAUCAGGUUCUUGUUUUUCUUUAUACCCUUCUGCAGCAAUUAUAA
Molecule: messenger RNA, 1377 nt
Organism: Anisakis simplex (herring worm)
Lineage: Eukaryota; Metazoa; Nematoda; Chromadorea; Rhabditida; Anisakidae
Source: the annotation of a GenBank genome assembly